AUGUCAGAGUGGAACAGACAUCUGGCACCAUCUAUAUUCAGUGUAGUAGAGGAAAUGACCUUGGGCCAUAAGAAGUGGACUGAGGAGUGUACGGACACAGCUGCGCCGAGAAUUCACAGAGUGCAACAGCAACAAAUACAGUACCACCUCUCAGCAGUAACUCUCAUACAGUACCACCUCUUAGCAGCAAAUCACGUACAGUACCACCUCUCAGCAGCAGCUCACAUACAGUACCACCUCUCAGCAGGAAUUCACAUACUGUGCAACCUCUCAGCAGCAACUUACAUACUGUACCACCUCUCAGCAGGAAUUCACAUACAGUACCACCUCUCAGCAGCAGCUCACAUACAGUUCCACCUCUCAGCAGCAACUUACAUACUGUACCACCUCUCAGCAGGAAUUCACAUACAGUACCACCUCUCAGCAGCAGCUCACAUACAGUUCCACCUCUCAGUAGCAACUCACAUACAGUACCACCUCUCAGCAGCAACUCACAUACAGUACCACAUCUCAGCAGCAACUCACAUACAGUACCACCUCUCAGUAGCAACUCACAUACAGUACCACAUCUCAGCAGGAACUCACAUACAGUACCACCUCUCAGCAGCAACUCAUAUACAGUACCACCUCUCAGUAGCAACUCACAUACAGUACCACCUCUCAGCAGCAACUCACAUACAGUACCACCUCUCAGCAGCAACUCACAUACAGUACCACAUCUCAGCAGCAACUCACAUACAGUACCACCUCUCAGUAGCAACUCACAUACAGUACCACAUCUCAGCAGGAAUUCACAUACAGUACCACCUCUCAGCAGCAACUCACAUACAGUACCACCUCUCAGUAGCAACUCAUAUACAGUACCACUUCUUAGCGGCAACUCACAUACCACCAACUGUACCGCCUUGA
This is a messenger RNA of Homalodisca vitripennis (glassy-winged sharpshooter), 909 nucleotides long. RefSeq lists its product as uncharacterized. Lineage: Eukaryota; Metazoa; Arthropoda; Insecta; Hemiptera; Cicadellidae. Bases 1 to 909 code for a protein of 302 amino acids. The transcript has 2 exons. The record is from RefSeq and is a predicted model, not a curated record.